This is a messenger RNA of Nicotiana tabacum (common tobacco), 5233 nucleotides long. RefSeq lists its product as uncharacterized. Lineage: Eukaryota; Viridiplantae; Streptophyta; Magnoliopsida; Solanales; Solanaceae. The record is from RefSeq and is a predicted model, not a curated record.
AUUUGUGUCAUCUUUGAAUAAUAUUAUUUUUUUCUUCCUGUUUCACUCCAUACAACUUCUAGAACGUGCAGGUCGCAAUCAAAAUAACACAACUGCUAUGAAUAUUAAACUACGAUCAGACUAUAUACCAUUAAAAAAGGUUCCCAACUAUAAAUUCUGCUCUGCGAAAAGAUUUGAAUAUGAAUCUGCUGGAUUUUGUUGUAGCAACGGUAUAAUUAAGAUAAUUUUACAUCGAAUGCCCGCUAAGCUACAUGAUCUAUAUUUCGAGAAUAAUGAAAAAUCCCAACACUUUCGGACAUACAUCAGAACGUAUAAUAAUUCGUUUUCAUUUACAUCACUUGGUGUAAACUAUGAUAUAGACUUAGCGAGAAGGACUCGUGAUAUCUAUACUUUCAGAGUUCAAGGACAAAUGUAUCACCUAAUAGACGAUUUGUAUCUCGGAGAAAAAGAAAUCAAAAAAUCUACAACUAUACUUUUAUGACAACAACAAUGAGUUAGCAAAUAGAAUGGCAUACUCUAACAAAAUUAAUGAAUCUAUAGUGAGAGAGCUAAUAGAUAUAUUGAGAAUUAACCCAUACUCCUUUUUUAUCCGAUCUUUGAUAGAUAUUCCCGAGCUACAAAACUUUCAUAUUGGACUCAAAUGUGAUCCUGGUUUAGAUCAACGAGUAUAUAAUUUGCCAACUUCAUCAGAAGUUGCUGCAAUAUGGGUUGAGAACAAUGACAAUAGUAUAAAUCAUGCACCACAUAUUCAAAUUUACACUCAGAGCAAAAAAACACAAAUAGUGAACUACUAUUAUGGAUGUUAUGACGCCUUGCAAUAUCCUUUGUUGUUUCCAUAUGGGCGAAAUGGGUGGCAUUAUGGUAUUAAGAAAAUUCCUAAACCAAAAAAUAUUCGUGGAAGUUAUACUCAUGAAUGUCAACAGUUGUCGAGCAUACAAAAUCUUUGCUCUCUUGAUUCAUAUCUUCAAAUGGAAUCUCAAACUUUAGAAAAUGGAAAGAAAAAAAAAGAUACAGUUUCUGCUCGUGAAUAUUACUGUUAUAAACUUCAAUUGAGAAAUGAUGAUGAAGAUGCGUUGCUACAUACUGGUAGACUAUUUCAGCAAUAUUCAGUUGACGAAUAUAUAAAAAUUGAAACCCAAAGAUUGGAUUUUGCUUCGUUUAACCAAGAUUUAUUUAGGAUGGAUAUACUGCAAGGAUUUCUAGAUAUUUUAAGAUUUGGAGAACGAGAUUCUUCUAAUAUUGGCAAGCAAAAAUUCCUUUCAGCUUCCUUUAUAGGUGGACCUAGAGAUAUGCGACAACGAUAUAUGGAUGCUAUUGCCUUAGUACGAUGUUUUGGUAAACCAGACUUGUUUAUAACUAUGAUCUGUAAUCUAACUUGGACGGAAAUAAAAGAGUAUCUAUGGACUAUUGAUGAAGCACAAAAUAGACCUGAUUUGAUUAGUCGAGUAUUCAGAGCUAAAGUUGAAGAACUGAAAACAUAUAUAAGCAAGAGAAAUAUCUUUGGAAAAAUUGUUGCUUUCAUGUAUACUGUUGAAUUCCAAAAAAGAGGUUGACCACACACUCAUUUUCUUAUAAUAUUAGCUAAUGAAUAUAAGUUAUUGACAUCAGAGGCUUAUGAUGGAAUUAUUAGUGCUGAAUUAUCAGAUGCUAAUUUGGAUAAAAAGUUACGUUCACUUGUUCUUAAACAUAUGAUGCAUGGUCCGUGUGGUAAUUUGAAUCCAACAAAUUCAUGUAUGAAAAAGAAUGGUCUUUGUAAAUUUAAUUAUCCAAAAAGUUUUGCUGAACAAACAGCAAAAGGAAGUGAUUCUUAUCCCAUCUAUAAAAGACGAAACACAGGAGAAGUUGUAAAAGUACGGGAGCAAUAUUUAGAUAACUCUUGGGUUGUUCCAUAUAAUCCUUUUUUACUUGGUAAAUUCAACUGUCAUAUGAACGUUGAGGUUUGCUCUGACAUAAAGGUUGUUAAAUAUAUUUACAAAUAUAUUUGUAAAGGACAUGACAAAAUUGCAUUUUAUGUACAUAAUAAUGAUACAAACAAAGAAAUAGAUGAAAUAAAAGAGUAUCAAUCUGCUAGAUGGGUAUCACCACCUGAAGCUGUAUGGCGUUUAUUUGGUUUCUCUAUUAGUGAGAUGUAUCCAAGCGUUUAUCAUCUUCAAGUACAUCUUAAAGAGCAACAAUUUGUUUUUUUUAAAGGCAAUACAGAUAUAAACACAAUCGUUAAUAAUCCAAUGAUUAAAAAAAUAAUGUUGACAGAAUUUUUUCAGAUGAACAGAAGUAACAAAGAUGCCAUAAAGCUUAACUUAUUGUACAAAGAAUUUCCUGAACAUUUUGUAUGGUCAACAACAGACAAAACAUGGAUACGUCGACAACAACGUUGUGCCAUUGGUCAUAUCGUAACGUGUCACCCAACUGAAGGAGAACGAUAUUAUCUGAGACUACUAUUGCUGAAUGUGAGGGGACCGAAAUAAUAUAAUGAUCUUCGAACUAUAAAUGGGGAAUAUUAUAAUACUUUUAGAGAAUCCUUAGAAAAAAGGGGACUUUACACUGUGAUAACAGUUUAAUUGAUUGCAUGUCAGAGGCAGCAAGUUAUCAAAUGUCAUAUAGUUUAAGGCGUUUAUUUGCUACAUUAUUGGUGUAUUGCAAUCCAGCCAAUCCAAAAGAAAUAUGGAAACAAUUUGAAGAGUCAAUGUUAGAAGAUUACAGAGUGUUACCUAAUGUUGAAAGAAAAGAUAUUCAAUAUCAAGUUUUAAAUCAGAUUAAUGAUGUUUUACACUCUAUGGGUCAUAAUGUAAACGAAUAUGAGCUUAUCCCAGAAUCAGUUCGACCAUCUAUAUUGGAAAAAGAAGCAAAUGAGGUAUUCUUUAAAAGAAUCAUCACGGUUAGUGAAGAGGAUAUACUGUUACAUAAAAAACUGAACACAAAACAAUUGAAAGCAUACAAUGUGAUUAUUGACCGAGUAUUUUCCAAGAAACCAGGAGCUUUUUUUUAUUGAUGGCCCUGGAGGAACUGGAAAAACUUUCUUAUGUCGUGCUUUAUUAGCAAUUGUACGUAGUAAAGGAUACAUAGCUCUAGCAACUGCUACUUCCGGCGUUGCUGCUUCUAUUCUUCCAGGUGGGCGAACUGCUAAUUCACGUUUUAAAAUACCUAUAGAUAUUGAUGAAAAUUUCAGCUGCAACAUCAGCAAACAAAGUUCAGCUGCAUGUCUGAUUCGUGAUGCAAAAUUAAUUGUAUGGGAUGAAGUAUCUAUGGCUAAAAAAAGAAUCUUGAUGUUUUUGACUUGUUCUUAAAAGAUCUUAUGGAUACAAAAAUUCUAUUUGGGGGAAAAGUUGUUGUUUUUGGAGGUGACUUUAAACAAACUCUUCCAGUUGUUCGAAACGGAAAAAAAGAAGAUUUUGUUAGUGAAAGUUUGCUAUAUUCUACCAUUUGGGACGAACUUAAAAAAUUGCAACUGUCCGAAAACAUGAGGGCAUAAACAGAUCCUGCUUUUUGUGAUUACCUUAUGAAAAUUGGAAAUGGACAAGAGAGGGUCAACACUAAUAACAAAAUUGAACUUCCAGAUUCUAUGAUUAUUCCUUUUACAACUGAAGAAGAAUCUCUGGACCAUUUAUUCGCUGUGACAUUCUCAAAUGUACACACAUGCUCCUCUAAUCCUUUUUUUUUUUUACAGAUUCUCGUGUUGUUCUGACAACGAAAAAUGAUUUUGUGAAUGAAAUCAAUGAUAUUAUUAUAGCAAAAUUUCCAGAAAAAGUAACUACAUUUGUUGGCUUUGACGAAACCGUUGAGCCUAAUGAUCAAAGUCAAUUUGAAGACCUAUUACACAGUUUAAAUCCGGCUGGUUUACCUCCUUACAAAUUAACUUUAAAGGAGAAUUGCCCCUUUAUAUUGCUGUGUAAUUUGAAUCCGUAUGAAGGUUUAUGCAAUGGUACACGAUUGAUAUGUUGUGACAUUAAGACAAAUGUUAUCAGUGCUAAGAUUGCGACAGGCGAUUUUAAAAAUAAGCACGUAUUUAUCCCAAGAAUACCAUUAUUAUCGUAACAGGACGAAAGAAUACCAGUUCAAUUUAAGAGAACACAAUUCCCAGUAAGAUUAUGCUAUGCUAUGACUAUAAAUAAAGCGCAAGGUCAAACUCUGAAUUUCGUCGGAAUAUAUUUGCGAAAACCUGUUUUUUCACACAGUCAACUUUAUGUUGCCUUAUCGAGAGCAAAGAGUUCAAGUUGCGUUAAAGUACUGGUCCGACCGUCCACACUAGCCAACCGUGAUGAUCAUUCUACAUACAACAUUGUUUAUGACAAAAUCAUCCAAAUAGCGUCCUUGAGGCUUGAACCAACUUCCAAUGUACAUUCUAUUUGAGAAUGCUAUAGAGACCAUGCGCUUUUAACAGUUUGAUUCUGAACCAUAUGUUUUGCUCCUGCCAUUACGAAGGCAACAUAUCUCUACAACAUGCUAUCAAAUGAAGGUUCAUAUACUGUUCUUAUUUCAGAUCUUUGUAAUCAUAUUUGGAUGUACUUUUCGACUUAAAGGUAAUUUUUUCCGUGUUACUCUAAUUUUCAUACUGCUAUGACUAAAAAUAAGGUUUACUUUGUAAAUUGGGGUUCUUGUUAGCGGGAUUAUGGCUGUGAAUUUUUCUGUAUUGAUUGUUGAUCAGUGGGUUCCCACUGAAUUUGGUGUUUGGAUUACUGAUUAAAGUAGUUGUAUUGCUGGUGUUUGUUUAAAUUAGGCUUAAUACCCAUACCAGUACCAUCAACGAAUUGAGAUCGAGAAGCCAUUGAUCUCAACCAAAAAAUUUUCAUGUAGGAUGAAACUAAUCGAAUGAGCAAAAGAAGAAGAAAGAAAUACAAAACUACAAAAUUGAAGUGGAAGAGGAUAGAAAAGAAGUAUGAACAGAAUCCAUGAAUGUAGAAUCUGGUCCCAAUGUAUUUGUCGAAGACCACAACAAAUGAGGCUGACAACUACAUACCUUGGUUGGCCUUCAAGUCGAUGCAUCAUGUUUCAUUAAUAUGUGAACAAUUAGUAAAUAGGUAUCUUGUAAACCUCUGGACAUAUAGUAAAACUUGAUACUUUAGUGGAUAGUACCAAGAGGUAUUAAAGGAAUCUUGGUGUAUUUGCAUUUGUGCUGGUGAUCUCUUGCUUUAGGAUUCUAAGAAUAUUCUAUUGAUUCACUAUAUGCAAUGUAGUUAUGCCUCAUAGGGACUUGCUCAUUUUUAUGAAUGCAAAGAGGGACGAUAAUCUUAUGGUA